AUAAAAUAGUAAAUCCUAUUUAUUUUUUUAUUUUCUAUAUUGAUAACAUAGAAAAUCUUACUUUUUAUUUUUUAUUUUUCCAUAUUGAUGAUAUAGAAACAGCUAGUUUUAUGUCCUAUUUGUCUAUAGUAAUAAUAAUAAUUUAGAAAAUGCUGAUUUUAAUUUCUUAUUUUUUGCAUUCGUCAUAUGGAGAAUGUUAUUUUUUAUUUUUCUACAUUGGUAACAAAGAUAACAAUUUGUUUUAUUCUCUAUUUUUUGUAUAUUGUUGACAUAGAAAAUCUUAGUUUUUAUUUUGUAUUUUUCUAUAUCGAUAAUAUAGAAAAAUAAGAAUUAAAACUAACUGAUAUUUAUAUUAUCAAUUAAAAUCAAUAAGAAUUCAAAGAUAAGAUUUUCUAUAUUAUCGUUAUAGAGAUAUCAAAAAUUAAAAUUAAGAUUUUCUAUAUUAUCAAUAUAAAAAAAUCAAAAAUAAUAAAUAAAAUUUUCUAAACUGGCAAUUUAGAAAAACAAGAAAUGAGAAUUAAGAUUCUUGUAUUAUUGAUAUAGAAAAUAAAAGCAAUAAACGAACUGUUAUGUAUAUUACCAACAUAGAAAAAUUAAAAGUAAAACUAAUUGUUAUUUAUAUUAUCAAUAUAGAAAAAUGAAAAAUAAUGAAUAGGAUUUUAUAUAAUAUCAAAUAUAGAGCAAAUGUUGACUAUACUUGUUCUAAAAUAAGACUGAAGUUUAUGUGCAAAAAAACGAAGCAAAGUAGCAGAUCAGACUGAUCAUUUCCAUGUGUAUAAGAAAUAUUUGAGAAGUUUGAUUUAAUUGAAAUAAAUCUAUAAUAUUAAUAAGCAUCUCAUAUAGCUCUAUGCCAUCAUCUAUAAGUAGAAAAUAAUAUUAUCUACUCGAAUUUUAUGUCUCCCAAUCUCUUUGAUUUAGAAAGCAGAAAGUGUUGUUUUGUUUCUGACUCUCAUCUUCGAGUUGUUUGACACAUUAUUAAAGGUCUCAUACCGUUUUACAUGUAUUUGUUUUUUGUCGAUGGAAGAAAAGAAAUAAUACUAAAAUGUACUUUCUUCCAAUUGCACUGAGACAUUAAACAUAUUAAAAAUACAUGACAUUACAUGUAAUAAAAAUGAAAAUUGAUUAAAUAGUAUUAAAUUUAAUCAAGAUCUCAAUUAUAGCUAGACUCUUCAUAGAUAAAUUAAGAAGGAUGAAAUUAUUUAAAUUAUUUUUAAGGAGCUUAUAAAACUGCAUGACAUUUUUUAUUAACUUCAUCGAUUCUGUAACUGUCCAUUCAAGAUAUAAUCAUAGAAAUAUUGUUUCUAGUCUAAAGCUGAAGUUAGUAUCAAUAUAUGUAAAUCUUUAGAAAAUUCUAGACCAACAAAACAAAACUUUCUUCUAAGAUUUAACCAGUUCCGAUUGCGAUACAAUAACAAUUUGAAGAAGAAAUCUUCACACUUAUUGCUAUUGAGAAUACCUAAAAUCAUGAUGAAAUCUUUUACGAUCGUUGCUUUUUUAUGAGAGUCCCCAAAAAUUUACACCUAUUGAAUAACCUACAAAACAUAAGCUUGCAAACAUUUUAGAUCAAGAUUUUCAUAGGAGAUUCGUAUUGUUUUGUAAAGAAGCGAAAAUACUUAAAUUUAGAAAGAUCGAAAUCGAUCCGUGAUCGAAACUACUAUUGUUUAAAAAAACGUGUUUCAUACCCUAUUAAGUUGAAAAUUGGAAAUCCAUUAGAAAUGAAUUCACAAUAAAAGAUUUGAUUGAUUCGUAUAUAGAUUAUUGUUUGUGCUACAAUGCAGAAUAAUGAAUAUGACAGAUUCUUCAAAUAUUCUUGAACUUGGGAAAGAUUUGUUUUUGAGUUCUUCUUAUCUACUAAAAUUUGAACUUACGUAUUAUUUUAUCUAAACUUAUCUUAUUUAGCACUUCGAUUAGUCUUUCUACAAACUGCUUGUUUGUUUGAGAUUCAGGAAUAAAUUACUCAAUAAUAAGUAUGAUGCAAAAUUCAUGGCAUAAAAUAUUUUCGAAUGAUGUAUGAUUUAUAUUUGUCACACAUUCGUAAAUGGAAUAAGAAAGAAAAAUACUUACACAAAAAAUUUGUAAUUUUUUUAUAUGAAUCAGUCAAAAACGUCUUAUGCAUGGUAGUUAAGUAUAAUUAACUAUUGUUAUUAUCUAGCAAGAUGUUUUUAACGAAUUCAUAUAAAAGUGGCAAAUUUAUUUUGUCUCAUUUCACUCAGAAAUGUGUGACGAACAUAAAUCAUACACCGUUUCCUAUCAACUGAUAAUAAAAUUGUUUUUUCUUACGUUCAAAUUCUAUUAUAACUCAUUUUAUUGUAAAAUCCAAACAAUAAAAAAUGAAAUAAUUUUUAAAUAUAUUUCAAACUCGAACUAACGAAAUCAGUGAAUAUGUUGAAAAAAUUCGAUAUAAAAGCAUAUUUCAUUUACGAUAAAAUUCGAGUUAAUCACAAUUUUUCACAUUAUCAGUAAAAUUUUAGUUAGUUUCAAAAUAUUUGAAAACGUCAACAAUAUUUGUUUUCAACAUUGAGAAAAGCCAGAUUCUAAUCAAGUUCAUAAGUAAAAAGCUUUUGUAAUUGAGAGCAGUUCAAUACUGUUUAAAGCAAAUGAGAAUGAUUCAUUUCAAUGAAAUCGAUGUUUAUUUCUACUUCAUACUUUUGUUUCCAUUUCAGUACCACUACGUGCGAGUUCCACUGAUAUUCAUCCCAAUGCAAAAUGGGCACAGAAUGCUAUCACAGUUGCUGGAGGAAAUGGACGAGGCAGUGAAACCAAUCAACUUAAUCGUCCAUUUGGUUUGUACGUCUAUGAUGAUCAAACGAUUUAUGUCGCUGUUUAUGCGCAUCAUCGUAUUGUGGAAUGGAAAUCUGGUGCAACGAAUGGAAAAGUAGCUGCUGGUGGAAAUGGAUCAGGUAAUGGAGCUCAUCAGCUAAACUACCCACGAGAUGUGAUUAUCGACAAAGAGAGCGAUAGUCUCAUCAUCAGUGAUCGGGAUAAUAAAAGAGUAGUUCGAUGGCCUCGUCGAAAUGGUACUCGUGGAGAAACAAUGAUUUCCAAUAUCUCUUGCGGAGGUUUGACAAUGGACGACAAUGGUUUUCUCUAUGUCGUUGACAAUGAAAAACAUGAAGUGAGACGAUAUAAAAUUGGUGACACUCAAGGAACAGUGGUUGCAGGUGGCAAUGGACAAGGAAGUCGUCUCGAUCAACUCUCUAAGCCCACCUACGUAUUUGUCGAUAGAGAUCAUUCAGUUUAUGUGUCUGAUUAUGAAAAUCAUCGUGUAAUGAAAUGGGAAGAAGGUGCAAAACAAGGCAUUGUCGUAGCCGGUGGUCAAGAAGGAAGUAGUCUUACACAAUUGUGGAAUCCCAAUGGAGUCGUUGUCGAUCAAUUGGGUACUGUCUAUGUGGCUGAUUGUGGGAAUAAUCUAAUUAUGCGUUGGCCAAAAGGAUCCACACAAGGAAGUGUCAUUGUUGGUGGAAACGGUAAAGGAUCACAGUCGAAUCAACUCUAUCGUCCCGUUUGUUUAUCAUUCGAUCGACAUGGCAAUCUCUAUGUCGCCGAAUGGGGAAAUAAUCGAGUACAAAAAUUUAAUAUCGAAACAAAUUCAAUGCGAUGA
This is a messenger RNA of Rotaria sp. Silwood1, 3601 nucleotides long. NCBI's taxonomy places the organism in Eukaryota, Metazoa, Rotifera, Eurotatoria, Philodinida, Philodinidae. The record is from the annotation of a GenBank genome assembly.